Molecule: messenger RNA, 1558 nt
Organism: Prosopis cineraria
Lineage: Eukaryota; Viridiplantae; Streptophyta; Magnoliopsida; Fabales; Fabaceae
Exons: 13
Coding region: 89-1366 (425 amino acids)
Cellular component (GO): membrane
Source: RefSeq, a predicted model, not a curated record
GUUGGAGCGUGGUCGUCUUCUCUCUUAAAUCAGAAUCAAGCUUUGCUUCGAAGUGUCUCUCAUAAUUCAGCAUCACAAUUAAUUCAGAAUGAGUGGGUCAUCAAGAGGAGGAACAGACGAUAUUGGAGAAAGUGGAACACAGAGUAAUAAUAAUAUAGAGGAACAAGUGUUUUCCUCUUUGAAUGAUAAUUAUUACUCAUUAGUACGAGAGAGAAAGAAAUCACUACGAGCUCGCUAUUAUUUUGGCCUCAUAUUCUUCGUCGCCAAUCUUCUUGCUUGGUUUAUUCGUGACUAUGCCCAAUCCCUUUUAUCUAAUUCGCUUCAAUAUCUGAAAGCAUGUGGGGUUGGAGGACAAGAUUGUUUUCAUACCUUUGGAGUUCUUCGCGUGAGUUUAGGAUGUUAUAUAUUUUUCUCAGUAAUGUUUGUGAGUACACUGGAAACAAGAAAAUUACAAGAAGGUCGGAAUUCAUGGCAUUGUGGAUGUUGGGGAUUCAAAUCUUUUUUAUUACUUCUAUCAAUUACUCUCCCAUUCUUUCUCCCUUCCCAAAUUGUUCGAAUAUAUGGUGAAAUUGCUCGUAUCGGUGCAGGAAUUUUUCUUCUCUUACAACUUGUUAGUGUUAUCCAUUUCAUCAUAUGGUGGAACAAGUUAUGGACUCCAGAAGAUGAAAGGAAAAAGAGCUGUUCCCUUGGACUUUUUAUCUCAACGAUAUUUCAUGGCGCUUCCUUUUGUGGAGUUGUGUGGAUGUACACGUCAUAUGCCUCAAGAUCUUCAUGUUUCCUCAACAUCUUUUUCAUCACUUGGACUGCUAUUCUGCUUGCUGUCAUCAUCGCUGUGUCUUUACAUUCUAAGGUUGACAAAGGUCUUUUAUCCUCAGGAAUUAUAGCUUCUUACAUUGUUUUUCUCUGUUGGACUGCUAUAAAAAGUGAACCCAUUAUUAUAAGAUGCAGCCCGGUCAACUCAGAGAAGGAAAAUCGUGAUUGGAUAACAAUAAUUGCCUUUCUGAUUGCCAUCUUUGCCAUUGUGUUUGCCACGUUUUCCACAGGAAUUGAUUACAAAUGCUUCCAGUUUGGAAAAGAUGAAGUGGAAGAGGAAGAUGAUGUUCCAUAUAUGUAUGGAUUUUUUCACCUGGUUUUCUCAUUAGGAGCAAUGCAUUUCGCCAUGUUAUUCAUCAGUUGGGAUCUCAAUAAUUCACCCGCCAAGUGGAGCAUUGACGUAGGGUGGGUUAGCACUUGGGUCAAAGUUAUCAACGAGUGGUUUGCAGCCUCUUUUUACUUGUGGAUGCUGAUCUCUCCUGUGGUGCGACAAAACAAGGUGACCGGCAACAAUGAACCUGUACAAGAGACAACUGACUCUUCUCUAGCUUGAGUUUUUUUUUUGGGUAAAAUAAUAGCAUAUUUUAUUUUAUUAUGUAUAAGAAACUUUAUUUUCCCCCAUUUUAAAGCUAUGGCGCAAUUGUGUAGCCAUUAGUGUUAUGAAAAAGACCUUGCUGGGUUACUAGCUAUGACCAACCUUUUAUAUAUAUAUAUAUAUAUAGUGUAAAAUAAUUAAAUAACACCA